This is a messenger RNA of Xenia sp. Carnegie-2017, 796 nucleotides long. RefSeq names its product peptidyl-prolyl cis-trans isomerase B-like. The transcript is spliced from 5 exons. Gene Ontology annotation, biological process: protein folding; protein peptidyl-prolyl isomerization. Gene Ontology annotation, cellular component: intracellular membrane-bounded organelle. The record is from RefSeq and is a predicted model, not a curated record. NCBI's taxonomy places the organism in Eukaryota, Metazoa, Cnidaria, Anthozoa, Malacalcyonacea, Xeniidae. Gene Ontology annotation, molecular function: peptidyl-prolyl cis-trans isomerase activity. Bases 86 to 703 code for a protein of 205 amino acids.
UGAUUCAUUAAUUGAUGAUUAAUAUUAUAACUUUUUAAGUAAAAGUACAAUUUUAAUUGAUCACAGAAUCAGUCGGUUUGCGGAGAUGAAGCGCGUUCAAGUAUUUAUUGUGUUCUCGGCUUUUUUGGCAUGCGUGUUGUCAGCGGACAGUGUUUCAACUAAAGUAACGAAACAAUGUUAUUUUGAUAUCACCAUCGGUGGGAAGUUUCAAGGACGCGUUGUUGUAGGUUUGUUUGGCGAAGUUGUACCAAAAACUACAGAAAAUUUUCACCAACUUUGCACGCACGAGAAAGGAUUUGGCUACAAAAACAGCAAAUUUCACCGAGUCAUUAAAGAUUUCAUGAUUCAAGGUGGAGAUUUCACUCGUGGUGAUGGCACUGGAGGUAAAAGUGUUUACGGAGAAAGGUUUGCUGAUGAAAACUUCAAACUGACCCAUUAUGGUGCUGGAUGGUUAAGUAUGGCGAAUGCCGGUAAAGAUACGAAUGGUUCACAAUUCUUCAUCACAACUGUAAAAACUCCAUGGCUUGAUGGUCGCCAUGUUGUGUUUGGAAAAGUUGUUGAUGGCAUGGAUGUCGUCCGAAAGAUUGAAAACACUAAAACUGGUCCAGAUGACCGCCCCCUCAAAGACGUUGUCAUUUCUGACUCUGGCGAUGUAAAGGUGGACAAGCCUUUCGUCGUAGAUAAGACAGCUGCAAAAGAAUAAAUUGAUAGUUUUGUCAAUUGACGUUAUUUCAGUUAUGAUUUAUCAUAUGCUUUAGAUUAUGUAAUACUGAAAUAUGUUUUCAACCACACCUAA